UCGGUAUAUUCCGAGGAAUUCAUUUUCCGUCGGAACGUCCGUCAGAAUACCGCUGUUUUCUUGUAGUGUAAAUUAUAUUUCACAACAAAAAUUUAUUUUUUUCUUAAGGAUCCCAACUUCGGACUCACCAUUGUACACCUAUUUUUCACAAGAGUCCUUAACAAUUAAAAAAAAAAAAAAAAAAACAAAAAAGAUUAAUCUAAUCCUAAGGACUCCACAAUGGGUAUCACCAUUGUGGGUGCUCUGAGCUGAGUUGUAUAUAUUGCUUGUCUCUGUCACUGCCACUUCUCCGCAAACCCUAAAAACACUCUCUCCCUCUUUCUCUCUCUCUCUCUGUCUCUCUCUCUCUCUCGACUGUAAAUGGCGACGGUUUGCGUUAACAAUGUUGGUACUUCGCCGGAGAAGAAGCUAUCAACGGCGACUUACUCUUGUAGAAGCUCCAAAAUGUCAGUGAUGAGCCAAAAAUCUCAACCGUCGGAUCCUAAGUUAGAAAACGAAGAUCCUGUAGACUUUGAGUUUCUUCUCGAAGAUCCCGUGACAAUGUUAACCGCCGACGAGCUUUUCUCCGACGGCAAGCUAAUCCCACUUAAGUUUUCCGGCGCGGUAAGUUCGAGAGAGAAGCCUAUAACAACGUCUAUUAACACGGCGGCGAAACCAUGCCGAAGACUAGAGAUGGAGAGUUCUGAUCCUUACGCCUUCUCUCCUAGAGCUCCUCGUUGCACCAUGAGAUGGCGUGAGCUUCUAGGCCUUAAGAGACUCACCAAAACGCCAGAAGAAGCGUCCUCGCCGCCUUCGCGGUUGUCUUCUUCUACUCCAAACUCCAAAACGGCGUCGUUUAGGUAUUUACUCAACCGAAGCUCCAAAUCUUCUAAGGACUCGGACAUCUCGGAGACGUCAACGUCCAUCUCCUCUUCACGUCUCUCCCUCUCCUCAUCCUCUUCCUCCGGCCACGACCUCGACGACGCUCCUAGGCUCUCUCUAGACCACGACAACAAACCAAACAACGCUCCAAACCCGUUUGCUCAGUCACGUGCCCACCACCACCAUCUUAGGAAGCUACGACGUCAUUCACCGUCUGAUAAAACGACGGAGAGGGUGUUAACGGUGACGGCGGAUAGUCCGAGACUAAAUGCUUCGGGGAAGAUCGUGUUUCAUGGGCUCGAGAGAAGCUCUAGCAGUCCAGGUAACUUCACAGGCGGACCAAGAAUGAAGCAUCACCAUGGGAUGCCGAGAUCUCAAUCUGCUAAUGUGAGAAUCACUCCUGUUCUUAAUGUUCCUGUCUCUUCCCUCCGUGGUGGUGGUUCGAUACCAGGUCUCACCUUUGGCCAGCUUUUCACUUCUUCGUCUGGGAACAACAUUACCAAGAACCGUACCAAGACUUGAACCGACUAGCUAAACCGGAUUCAACUUGUACUUGUACCGGCUUUAGUAGCAAAGAGCUUCGUUUUAGUGGGGGUGGUUUCAUCAGAUGAGGUUAGAUUUGGGUUCAAAAUGUAAAUAAAGAGAAAUAUAUGAUUUUCUAUUGUGGUUCUGCAUGGAGCGAGUUGUUCGAAACUGGAGAAAACAAGACAGUCAUUAAAAUACUGUAGCAAGAGUAAGAAGUGCUUCCCAUGUUCAGAGGGUUUAUAUUCGAAGAUAUUAAACCACAUGUUUAGAUAAUAUAAAAAUGUUUUGGCUCGUUAUCGACGUACCAUUGUACUUUAUUAGUAAUUUAGUAUCAUACUUGUAUUUACACUUCAGGGGAGCGACAGCUUUUGUUAAUUUUAUCUUAACCUCCCUAUAAAAAAAGGUUAAUGAUUCUGCAUGUUAGAGACAAUCCAAAAUGCAAAUCUUCUCCGUAUCGGCUUACUUCAUCUACUGCACCCUAGGUAUUAUUUUAUAGUCAGUGUCAACUUAGUGUAAUAAUUUGAGUGAAGAGACAGCUUUAACUGUGGUUGGUCAUGUGUUUGGUCCAGAUCAGGUAUUGCUACAUAUUUGAUCUCCAAUGCGUAUAUUAUUGCAUACAUUAAUUAAGGUGGUCAAAUGGUAUGCGAGACCUGAUAAUGUGCUAAACUAUUUUUAUUGAUUUUUUCCUUGAAACAAAACCACAUUUAUAUAAGAAAGAAAAAAUCAGAUCAAACAAUAUUUUUUUUAGGACUGGCUGGAAUACCCGAUAAAAUACAUGAAGAAUGCGUAUAUCAUUUGUAAACCAUGAUAAAUAUAUAGAUUGUUAUAGACUAGACAUGUAGAUUUUAAAGUAUAAGGACGCUGGUCGCCUCAAAAUAUAACUUCAAGCCAUGAAUAUCAUAUUUAGAUCAUUUCUAACGGUUCCUCGUUUUGAUGAAAAUAUCAAAAACAAGAAAAAAAAUUCCAGAGAUACACUAUUUUGAGGGAAGAUGAGUUUAUGAAUACUAUUCUUUGAAAUUUGAAAAAAUACUAUUCAUAAACUCAUUUUAGUGUUAAACUUUUAUAUCUAUAAAUUAGUCCUUGAAAUUUUUAUAAUUUGUUUUACUAAAAAUAUUUAAUAUUUAUGUUUUUUAUACUUUUACAUUUAUUAAUACUUUACUAAUACAGUUAUUUAUGUAAAUUAUUAUAUAUUUUUAGAGCUAAAAUUAUAUGUAUAUAAUGAAGAUUUAGUUCAAAUAAAUUUUUAUUUAGGUAAAAUUCGUAAGUUUUAUAAAAAAUAAUAAACAUUUUGGUAUUAAUAAUAAGUAGUACUAAUAUAAUAUAUUUAACAAAUCUUUUUGAAAGGAAAAAUGAAAAAAAAAACCAUUGGAACAAAAUACAAAUUCAUUUUAAAUUUACUUUCAUUUCGAAAGAAGAAAAUGAGAUAAACUAUCGGAGAUAUAGUAGAUACCCUUAAUUAGAAAUAAUAGAACUUGUUUAUAACCAAGAAUGGUCAAAGCGUGAAGAAACAUGUCAGUAGCUGCAUUUUGUUCGAGUAAAUAAAGACUGGUUCCAAUAAUUUUUUGUCUCUAUAUAAAUACAUCAUCACAAAUAAAGGUUGUUCGUCAUUCUCGAAACAUGGUGUUUUCAAUCCCAUCCGUUGGAUAUUUCGUUCGUCUCCACCUCUCAGUUUAGUGGCAGUAAUAUCAGCGUAUAUCACAGAACAAAGAUGGGGGCUACAAACACGUAUAAUUGUUCCAUUACAAAAACACCACUCCAGUAUUUGAAUGGUAAGUGUAGGAGUUCGCCCUAGCUUCAUCUUCUCUCCCAGGCACGAAGACCGAGACAGCCGCAUCUCCAGAAUGAGCUUCCCCUCCGGUGCUUUCCCCGGUGACAGCUCCACUCUCUGAUGUCAUCGUCUCCUCCUCUUCAGUGCCGCCGUGUUUCCCUUCACCGGCGAGAGACCUUUUCUGACCUGUUUGAGCCUGCAAUUUCGGUUGUCAUCCCGCUUCCUUUCCCAGCACUGACGACGCAACCUUUGCAGCUCAAACUCACGGUCUACCCUCCUCGGCGAGCCCCCUCGCUCAUGGAUCUGAGCUCCCGACCUCCACCUCCGCUGGAGCCUCCAGACCCACCGGAUCCACCGGAUCGAGCCACCUCUUCACAAUCCAAAACCUUCACCGUCAUCGUGCCGUUCUUUCCACUCGAGCUCGUUUUGGUAGAUCCGAAGAACCUUCUGGUUCUCUCGGUCUCUCACUCCUUGGCUUAUGCGUGUGAUUUCGUCAACCUCCUCGUUUCAACUUUACUCAAGCUGAGGACUCUUGAAGUUUUUGUUGUCUUGUUGGAUGGUUUGAAUUUCACCAGAGUCGGGUCUAGAGUCACUGCACAUGUUCCUCUCUCGACAAUUUAUGUCAAUCCGGCGAAUCCGGCGACCAAUGUAGGUGGGACUCCACUCCGGCGACCAGAUCUGUUUUUUAAAAGGUCGAGAAGACAAUCAUCCUCCAGCGACAUUUCUCUCCCCCGCUCCAUCCUUUCCAUCCCCCAUGUCUGGCCUCCGCCUGAAGAUCCAUGCCAUCAACCACCGCAAACAUACCUUAUCUCACAACUGUUUUUAAAUCUGGCGUCCGAUGUAGGUGGGAAUCCACUCCGGCGUCCAGCUUUGAGCCAUCUAUUUGUAAAGUUGGCGUCCGAUGUAGGUGGGAAUCCACUCCGGCGUUCAGCUCUGAGCCAUCGAAAGCUAGUAAGGUCAUGUUGUCGGCGCACAACUCUCAUUUCCUCCUCUGUCGUGGAGAGUACUUUAUUACCAUGUCUUCUUUCUAUGAAUGGAGAAAAUUUCUCGGAUUCUUUUCCGAGCUUUAAUUUCAGUUUACUCACCGGUUUGUUACCUUGUGGAGCGGUCUGUAUGGGGCCUGAAGGUGCAAUCGAGACUACUUUGGUUUUACUCGUUGGUGAGGGCUGUCUCUCAACGUCACUUGUGACUAUUUCUCAGCGGUCCGACUUUGUCGUGAAAGCUUUAUCGACGCAUUCAAUCUUAGUAUUGAAUUCGCUGUCAACUUCAUAUGAAGAUUUAUCAUGCUUGGUUUUAUUUGCUAGUGUAGUUUAUGAAUUUUCUUCAAGAGGAUGUUUAAUUCCCUCUUGGCUUUGUAGUCUUUGAAUUUGAAGUUAAUGAAAGUUUGUGUUUCAAAAAAAAAAAAAAGUAUUUGAAUGGUAAGUAAAUGGAGUAUAAAUUUUGCGACAAAAAAUUAUUGCUACUAGCUGGUGAUAUAACGACAAGUAUGUAAUAAAUCCAUCGGCGUUAGCUGAAUUAAUAGAAACGUCUUAAAUUCAUUAGAAAAAACGAUGUACACAACAAUCAAACUUCCCAUCGUUGCACACGUAACAAAACUAUGACAAAAUGUGACAUAACUAACUGUAAAUACUUUAUUACAUUAAUUUUUUAAAAACAUAGUCUUGAAUUAAGAACUAGACUUGGAGUUCUGGAUUGAUGCUAAUUCUGAUUAAUAUAUACUAUUAGAAUUUUAAUCACUGUAAAACUAAUUUAUAAUCAUAUAUGAACGUGGUUUUGUCACACAAAAUAAUAUACUAAUUUACAUAGUAUGAGCAUGUCAUUUGAUUAUAGGUUUAAUAUGCCAUAUGCAUGUACAUAAUAUAUCAAAGCAGAGUACCUUCUCUACGGUCUUCUUGACUAACUUUUGAAUCUAUGGGGACCCAUAGUCCUCUUGGUGAUUAUUUGGAUUUUCGCUGUCACAUUCGACUAAAAAUUAGAACGUACGUCCAGUAUAACUACAGUUUUAAUCACUGGAUAUAGAAAAAUUCAACCACUUAUUUCUAAGUUGCACUCAAUUAAAGGGAUGUUCUCACGAGUUGCAUUACUACCCAAAAUAUUUAAAAUAAUGAAAGUAGCUAGUUAUCUAUGCCUCAACGAGUUGUAAAUUAAACAUUAACUUGAAUUCAUGUUUUUUUUGCCGUUAUAUUUAUCUUAUAGCUUAAUUGAGCAUGCAGUAUUACAUUUCGAAAUGUUAUAAUAUGUAUAUGCAUCAAGGGACAGAUAGCAAAAAAGCAUAUAAAAUACUAUAUAUAUAGUAGACAUUGAAGGGUAAUAAAAAAUGAAUGAAGUAGGGGAAAUGAAGGAGAGAACGUGAAGGUGGGCAGUCUUGCGCCCUCUGAUAGAUUAUCUAUCUCCUGUUUGAUUCUCAUGGUGCUUUUAUUCAAAUGUCUUUUUUAUUCAAAUGUCUGUUUGCUCUUUAUAUAUCUUUUUCUAUCUAUUAUUACGGAUGUCUCUGCAUGAUAUAUUGGGACAUAGUGUCACGACAAGUGGCCUAACUCCUAAAUAAAGAAGGCCGACAUGAAAGGAGGUAUUAGUUAGGAAAAUAUACCGAGUUUAGUAUGUCAAAUAGACUUAACAUGUUAUAGUUUUCACUUCAUAGAAUAGUAAAUACAUAAAGUCCAAAAUUAAUAGUCCAGUAUAAGACCCUAUAAACCUAGCUAAUCUACAUCUUACUGGUCCUGUGAGAUUGAUUUGAAUUAUAUACGUUACGAAUUUAUAAUAUAUAUGGCCGGAGACACUACCCACUCUAUGAACUAGGACAAUGCACGUCCUUAUCCAAAUUCGGCAACAAUUGACAAACUAUAUGAUGGAUAUAUCAAAUACAAAAGAGCUAGUAAUAAUUUCACGGCAUUAAAUCAGUUUGGUGGUAGCCCCUCUCGUUUGACCGAUACUCCAUCCUUUUUUAUUAGACAAUAGGAUUGUACACAUAAAUAAAAAAGAGUUAUAAUAUUUUUUUUUUAUACUUUCAAAACAAAAAUAUCAUUGAUUGUCUAACUAACCAUAAUUCAACUAAUGGUAUCUACAUGACUACAUGAUAUAAAAGUCGUAUAAUAUAAAUAUUAUUAAACUUUACAUUGAUUUUUUUUUAACUUGGAAAAUGUUUCUCUAAAAUGUAAAGUAUACUAAAAAAGGAGAGAAGAUUAUAUACGAUUAGUUCUGUUAUGAGCAUGGAAAAUCUAUAUCUUUAUAUAUACACACAUUGGCAUUUAGUGAAUAUGAAUGAAACAAGGGGACGCAUAUAUUGGCUGCAGAAAAACAAGAGGGCAGCUUGAGCUGGGUUCUUAGCUGUCGCUACAGUGAACUAAUUGCCACAUCAAAUAGUAACCAUUUAUUGCUUUAACUAAAUUGCACAGUGUGAGGAAUGGGAAGCAGCAAAAAUACAAAAACAAAGAAGAAAUAAGCGACAAAAAUGUACAAGUGAUUGCAAUGGGAAUGAAGAUGUAUUACUGUUAAAGUCAAAACCGGAACUAUGUGUCGAUGUGUAAGAAGCAGCAACACUUUGUUAUGUAUUUUGUCUUCUUCUCAUAUCUCUAGCUGUACAUCUUACAUACUUUCUUGUCUUGUUUUUCAUCUCCUCUACCAUUUCUUGUCGACACAAUCUAAAUUAACAACAAGAAACUAAAAAGACUUGUUUAGUCGACAUGAAUCAUGGUUGAUGGAAGGUUACGAGCACUUCGUGCUAAUUUUGUAGUUUAUGUGUAUUAAUGUCGGUUAAUUAUGUCAAUAACUGAAAGUAGGGAAAACUCAUUAUAGUGAUGAAAUGCGUCCCAAGUGUGUCGAGAAUGCAAAUCCCUCUAGAGGCAUAGACACUAUUUGCACCCAGUCAGAACAAUCUCUAACACUUCAUCGAGGCGUUGAACAACUUUUAUAUACUCUAUUGCCCAAAUCAAAAUCUCACAUUUUAUAUGUAAAACAAUAUUUUUUCGGCUCUUCAUUGUUCCCAUCAUUGGUUCUUCAUAUUUUUUUCACUACAAUACCAACCCUGUCCUGAGAAGAUAUCUAGAUCUUUCCAGUCGCCAUCCACUUGACACAGCCUAUAGCAUUGGUUUGCAACUUUGCAUUCAUUAAAGUUGCAGACUCUAAGUUGGCAUCAUUCUUGUUAAAUCUUCUCUACCAUUUAUUCCUAUAAUUACCUGCUUAUUAAUUACACAUCCUUACAUGGGCCUUCUUAGGCCCGUUUAAAAUAUUAGGGCCUUGUCCAAUUUUAAGCUAGGGGAAGUAGAAACCCUAGCUAUAUAUAGUAGAGAGACGAGUGAAACUCAGCUGAACAUCCCAGCUCGGCGAUUUCACGAUGAGAGCCAAGUGGAAGAAGAAGCGCAUGAGGAGAUUGAAGAGGAAGCGCAGAAAGAUGAGACAGAGAUCUAAGUAGUCUUUGUCUUGCUCUAUCUUCUAAUCUCUGGUGGUUGCUUUCUAGUUUCUUGAACCGUUUAUGUUUUGUGUUUUGAACAAUCAUGUGUAGAACAUGUUAUUUGCUUACUCCCUUUUAUUAUCUACAAAGCAGAGGUUUAAUAUUA
This is a messenger RNA of Brassica rapa (field mustard), 7707 nucleotides long. RefSeq lists its product as uncharacterized. NCBI's taxonomy places the organism in Eukaryota, Viridiplantae, Streptophyta, Magnoliopsida, Brassicales, Brassicaceae. The record is from RefSeq and is a predicted model, not a curated record.